AUGGUUGCUAUCGCCUCUGUUGUCGGAACUAAUAAAGACAACUCAUCCCAACUCGUGCUGUACUAUUCACGGUCGGCACCAAUGGGAGGCAAGAAGCCAUUGUGGCCGAUUUGCAGUUGGUCAAGUUCUCAACAGAAUCUGGUGUUUCUUUUUACUCGAGUUCGCAUGAAUCUUCGUCUUUCCUCAGGACCAGAUGAGAUCAAAGAUGUGGUAUCGAAAUGCAUUGUCUCUCCUGUGCCCGGUCUGUAG
Molecule: messenger RNA, 249 nt
Organism: Protopolystoma xenopodis
Lineage: Eukaryota; Metazoa; Platyhelminthes; Monogenea; Polystomatidea; Polystomatidae
Source: the annotation of a GenBank genome assembly